AGCCCGGUGGUGCAGCUGCCACGGUCCCAGCCUGUGCCUGCUGCACGCCGCUGCCGCAGCCGCAGCCCAGCCGGGCGGCAGCUCCGCAGAGUCGGCGCAGGGGAGGCGGGGCACCUACGAGGCGAGGCUCAUUGUAGGCUCCGCCGGUGAGCGGUUGCCCUGUAAAAGAACGGUCAUCAGCAGCCUCCCCAACCGCCCAGUGGCCCGGCAGGCCAGUGCCCAGAGUGCUAGAGCGCAGAGCCGCGUGGUGGCGCAGAGCCUUGCGGGCUGGGAGCGGGUGCCGUCCCGCAGUAGCGGGACUUGGGCUCUGGCUCAGGCGCGCAGUGAGUGCACCCGCCGGGCCCGAGGUCCUGUGCAGACCCCGUGCCCGCCUGUACUCGGGUGCCUCCCCAGCCCCACUACGGGAGCGAUGCCCCCCGCUCCCCACAUCCUCCAAGAACGACGAGAACAUGGAGAAGUCGAGUAGUGAAGACUCUUCGAUCCACCGGAGUCCAUCUUUGGACAGCAAGGACUCGGACUUUGCCAAGCCGUCCACCUCUGGCCGCCCAUUUAGUCACGGCUUCACGGCCGGCGCCUUCUACGGCACCGCGGGCUCUCGGGGCCAGAGUCGCGCCGAGGCUGGUGUGAAAACUGACAAGUACAAUGCACCCAAAGGCAGCAAGUACGUGGUGUUUUACCUGGACCUGUCCUUUGUGUUCCUCCUAGAAUUUAAGAAGUGCAACAUGGCCAGAGGCUGCCUCUGCUGCUUGAAGUACAUGAUGUUUCUCUUCAAUUUAAUAUUCUGGCUCUGUGGCUGUGGACUGCUUGGAGUAGGCAUCUGGCUCUCCGUGUCCCAGGGCAACUUUGCCACCUUCUCCCCCAGCUUCCCUUCGCUCUCUGCAGCCAACCUCGUCAUCGCCAUCGGCACCAUUGUUAUGGUGACAGGCUUCCUCGGCUGCCUAGGGGCCAUCAAAGAAAACAAGUGCCUCCUGCUCAGUUUUUUCAUCGUCCUGUUGAUCAUCCUCCUCACAGAACUGAUCUUGCUCAUCCUCUUCUUUGUCUACAUGGACAAGGUGAAUGAGAACGCCAAGCAGGACCUGAAGGAAGGGCUGCUUCUCUAUAACACCGAAAACAACGUGGGGCUCAAGAAUGCCUGGAACAUUAUCCAGGCUGAGAUGCGAUGCUGUGGGGUCACUGACUUUAGAGACUGGUACCCGGUGCUGGGGGAGAACACAGUGCCUGACCGUUGCUGCAUGGAGAACUCCCAGGGCUGUGGGCGGAACAAUACCACCACUGUGUGGAAAACGGGCUGCUAUGAGAAGGUGAAGAUGUGGUUUGAUGAGAAUAAGCAUGUGCUCGGCACAGUGGGAAUGUGUAUCCUCAUCAUGCAGAUCCUGGGCAUGGCCUUCUCCAUGACCCUGUUCCAGCACAUCCACCGGACGGGGAAGAAAUAUGACGCGUGAGCAGGCUGGUGGAGACCCCGCCUGUUGGACACUGGAGGGAAGAGGGCUGAGUUCAGUGUCUCCUGCCUGCACCCUCCCAGCAGCCACCCUUACCCACCUCCCCUUUUGUCAUCCACCUCCCCUCCUGCCGCCCACCUCAGUGUGGGUUCUCAGAGGCAGAGGGCUGGGGAGGAGGCACAAGCAGAGACUGCGGGGACGCUGGGCACUGGAUUCCUGCAUCUGCGAAUUUGCCAAAGACUAUGGGGUGGGUUGGGAGUGUUGAGGAGGAGGCCUAGCACUGAUGGGUUUCCACCCUGCCCUUCCUCACACUGAUAUGUCCCCAAGUGGGUAGGGAGUAGGGUGCUUCCCCAGGCAGCGUUAUCUCCCACACAGGCUACUGCCGCCAUGUGCGUCCACCCAAUGGGGUCUACCCCCUGCCAAGCAAGGCCCUGAGCGUUGUGCCCAGGCUUUUUAUACCUGACAAUGUAACUUUUUUAUUUUACUCUGAUUACGAUUAUUCAGGAAUAUUAUCUCUCAGAUAAGUUUAGGGUAGUUUUCUGAUUUAUAACUUUUUACUCUGUUGAUUUCCUUAAUGGUGUGAGUUUCCCUUCCUGUGGGUAGGGAUGGGUGGGGAAGAGGACAUCGUCCAUCUACUUUGUUUCAGGACACACCUGUGUGGCUUGAGUGGCUGUAGGGUGAGAUACACCAGGCCUUUUGGAGCACAUGAGAAGGGGCUGGUGCAUCUGGGAUGGGGCCCCCCGCCAGGCCUAGCACCCACAAAGGACAGAAUAGUGUAAGGUACUGUGGCAGGGCACCCUGUAGGAGGGUAACAGCAGAGAACCCAGCACAGUGCGUGGGGAGUGUGGGUUCAGAGGACUGGUGAAAUACUUUGCUAGGAGCUUGAUGUGAGUUGGCAGGGUCCUUGCCUUUUUAACAGUGAGCAGGAUAUGGUGUCUUCUGCUUCCUGCCACCCUCUGCUGGCAUUGUAAGGCAUCACAGCCUCCUGCUGGGUGCUAUCUCUGAGCAAGUAACCAUGAGCCCCAUGACUUCCAGACAUUCCUGCUAUAGACCCUCAGAUGGACACCUCCAGUUCUGGCCUGGAUCCAUCUUCACCUUGCUGUGGGACAUGGAACCAGUCCUCAUGUCUGGCCACUUGGAUGGCAGCAGGGGACCCAGAAGCCUCAGGAGGGAAUGGCAGAAGUGGCCAGGUUCUCAGGGCUGCUGACUGCCCUGCCCAAAUCUCCUUCCCAGUGCCCGCUACCUUCAGCAGAGGUUUGAGUGGCUGCCAUAUUCUGUGUGAUCUCACAAAGUACAGAAAACCCACCAGGCCAGGCCAACCUCUCACAGCAUUUCUGGGGAGAAAGCAGUGUAGGUGUGAACAGUGGGGGAAGUGGUUGAGGUACAGCAGGACACCCCGUCAGAAUCAGUGGGGCUAAGCUUGGAAGGGCUGCACCACCACGUGGGGAUUGGGUCUUCCCUGGAUAACUGCCUUUGCCCACCAGAAUAGGUCUGCUUGAGCCUCCCCUGCCUGCCUCUCCUUGGGGCUGAGACCCCACCUGCCAUCCCCAGUCCUCCACCACACAUAAGUUGGGGUCAGGGUGUUUUGGGACUCCGGUUUUGGUGUCAGGAAUUGAAGUGGAGGUUGGUCUCAGCAGGUUGGGCAGAGGCAGGACUGAUGAGGGUGGAAACGCUGAGAAGGCAGAGUGAGGUAAGUGCACAUUGGAAUGAAGUCACCUUUCCCUGAACUCUGGUAUUUUCCUGGUAAGGAGCGAUAGCUGCCUCGUUUGGGACCCCAGAACAAGAAGGCAGGGUGAACCCAUCAUUGCAAACAUUUGGCAGAUGUGUUGGUGUCAUGUGGGACUGGUGUGUGAAGUUUUUGCUGUGGGUGGGUGUGUUUGUGUAUGCCUACCAGUGCAACUUUUAAGUUUUGUUAAUAGCAGCAGAAGCAUUGGAGGCAUAUAGACUCCCUCGCAUCUUAGGUUUCUGAAGCCUUUGCCAGAGCCAUCCUUUGCCCUGCCUCAUCCAUCCAUCCCAGACCCUUGUCUGCAAGCUUCCCCGAUGAGUGUAGCUGUUGAGUUGUUUGGCUGAGGCUGCAUGGGGCAGUCUCCAUGCACAGGGUGGGUGUUCUCAUGGGCCCCUGCCAAUCCCAGGCCACCUGGAAGGCCACACAUAGUGAUGCUAGAGGACGUGGCUCAUCAUCUUCAGUUUCUUCUGACCAUGGCCUCGCUGGGGCCGAAUUCAAGUGAUGCCCUCACUCCCCGCUCCCCGGUUCAAGGUCAGAGUUAGGUUCAUCAGGGCUGAUGUAAUUGGUUAAUAGACUUGACUUGAAAAGUCCCUUUGGAUUUGUAGGUGACUUCCAGGGAAUUCCUGACAUAGACUCAGCGAAUUCCUGACAUAGACUCAGCCUUUCUCUGUGGUGUCUUGUGGAGGGCUGAGGGGCCAGGGUUAAAGACUGACCUGGAGUAGCUAGCAACAGGUGGCAGCCACCAGUCACACAGGCAGCCUGGGUUUGCCUGCACCUCGGGUCCUCACCCUGGAGAGGUUGCUGACCAUAUAAUAGGCCCCAUGCAUGGUUCUGGUUUGAUACGGACCUAGGUGGCCAUAAAGCAGUCCAGGUGCCUGGAAAUGAUUGUCCUCUCUUCUCUGGCCCCCUGCCCACCCUCUGGUGGAGGUGCUAAUUGUAGCAGGGACAUAGCACAGGUUGGGAGCUGGGUGCUGGCUGCUUGGGGCUUGUUCUUGGCCUGUCAGCCCUUCAGCAUCUGGUGGCUCCUCUGGUGUCCCUGUUCCCUCAUCUUCCCCUUUGCCACAGUGAAGCCACAGUCUAGGGUGUAUCCUGGCCUCCCUGCCCCUCUGGGCCUUACCCAUGCCCUGAACACCCACUUGCCUGCCCUAGGGCAGUGUGGGGGAGUUGGGAGUGCACGCUUGCUGGUUUCCGAUGCACUUUCUGCUUGAGACGCCUGUCUGUACACCCUCUCAUCCCAGUCCUGGCUUUAUUGAACACCAUGUUUUUAGCAUGUUUUUAAAUAAAAAUGGAUAAUGUGUCAAAAGCACAA
Octodon degus (degu) is the source of this 4474-nucleotide messenger RNA. RefSeq names its product tetraspanin 9 (gene Tspan9). The coding region runs from base 450 to 1442 and encodes 330 amino acids. Gene Ontology annotation, cellular component: membrane. The record is from RefSeq and is a predicted model, not a curated record. The transcript has 7 exons. NCBI's taxonomy places the organism in Eukaryota, Metazoa, Chordata, Mammalia, Rodentia, Octodontidae.